CGAAGGCACACCUGAAGUCGCGUUCGCGUUGUCAUCAUCGCUCCAAAAACCUCCGUACACCAAAUUGUGCCGUUUGAACAUACGAAAACGUGUGUUUUUUUUGCUUAAAAUACACUGUGGAAUUGUUAGCGUUCUUGUGCCAGCUGCGCACAGCUGUUGUGGGUGAUAAAAAUUAGUGCAACAAGUGGUUUUCAACUUGCUUUUUACUACUCAAUCAAAGUGCCUUACCAACAUACACAGCGACGCGCGCACACACACAGAGACUGUUCUUUACCUGCCAGUUUGAGCACGAACACACAAACGCGUACGUAGGCAACAACAAGUUGUGAGUGAGCUGUAUGCUUGGAAUCCAAUAAGAUAACUACGCCGAAAAAUGCUAAGCGUAUGCACAUAAUUCUAUUAAGGAGCUCAGUCUCUCAGUGAGUGACAAAAAGUGCUGAUAAAAACAAAAACAACUGCCUAAAUCCCCAACGCGAGGAUCAGUAUCGCGUUUUCGUAUGUGAUAAAGAAAGAGGAAGGAGUGUGAGAUAGAAAGAAAAAGAGAGUCAGUCUCGCUCUGUAUGUGUGUGUGCGCGAUCUCCUUUACAACAACACCAAAGUCAACAGCAGAAACAGCAAGUUGCUAAUUGAAACAAGUGUAUUUUAAAUAUAGACUACAAAGUUCACUUAAGCAAAUACGACAAUAAGCCAGUUAAAGGAAGAUUAARCAACAACAACAACACACACAAUAAUGGAGUCCAUGGAAUACGAAAUGGCUCGCAACAUGACGCUGCUGUUCUUCCUGGAGCGUCUGCUGGACAAAGGCGAGCCGCGCACCGUUCACGAUUUAUCCUGCCAGUUUGGCAACAAGGAAUUCACCAAGGAAAUGCGACAAAUCGCCGGCGGCAGUCAAUCGGGUCUGAAGAAAUUUCUUGCCCAAUACCCAUCGAUAUUUCUAGUGGACGGCGACUACGUGCAGGUGAAUGCCUAUCAGCACAGCAGCUCCGACGAUGGCAACGCCGGCGGCAAGCGCGACUACAUCCAAGAGGCUAAAGACUACUUCAAGAACAAGAUGCUGCAGUAUGGCGCCGCCGCCGAGGUGCCAGUGCGCAGUCUGCUGGGCCAUCGGUCGCAGGCCUCGCCGCAAGUGCGUCACAUAUCCGGUCAGCAUAUCAAGGAGUUCACAGACUUCCUGUCGAAGCACACGGACACGUUCAAGGUCGUGGACGACUACGUGAUGCUGGUGGGCAGCGAGAACAUGACGGAUCUGCCAGCCAGGGAUCGACUGCAUUUGCCGCAGUCGAACAUCGACACGCGUGGCACACAGCAGAUGCUCGACUUUUUCGCGCAGUGCAUUGAGAUGAAGGGCCCGCUGCUAGUGGAUCAGCUGUUCCACUUGCUCACGCUGAACUUUCCGCAGGAUCAGUGGCUGCGCAUGUUCAAGACACCCGGCGACCUGAGCUCGUUCCUGAAACUCUUCGGCGACUGCUUUCACAUCCAGGCGAAUCUAGUCACGCUGCUGCAGAAGCCCAAGCUGAGCGAUUCCUAUAUACAGCAGGCGCAGGCUCGGUCACGGGAGCAGUUCAACUCGGUCAACAACAACCAGAAUCCGCGCAAGGGCGAGCUGGCGCUGAGUCCUGUGCAGCAGCGCUUGCACUCGCCGGCGAUGCGCAGCAACGGCUAUAGCAGUGCGAACAGCAACAGCAACAACAACAACAAUAACAACAAUAAUAAUAAUAACAACAAUAAUAACAUAGCGUCGCCCAACUUUAAGCUGAAUGCGCCCGUCUCCAACAUGACAGGCGGCAACGGCUUUGGUCAGAGUCAGAACAAAUCGGAGCCCAACUCGGGCUUCGACAGCUACGUGCCCAUGUCGGAGUUGAAGCUGGAGAAUCUGUGCGAGAACAACUAUCCCAGCUCCACUGUCUGCUACGGCCCCAUAGGAGCCGCCACGCAGCAGCAGCAGCAACAGCAGCAACAGCAGCAGCAAUCGGCGCCAACGGAGCGCUUGAAUAGCGUGAACCAAACCCUGAAGCAGCGCAUCAAUACUCUGGUCAUCCGUACCCUGGCCGAGAACCUGGAGAAGGACAAGCAAACGCUGGCCAAUCAGAAUGCGCACUCGAGCCCGGUUCACGGCAGCAACACCAAAGCAACAGCAGCAGCAGGGGGAGCAGCAACAGCAGCAGCUGCAACUGCAACAGGAGCAGCCACAACGGCGGCGAAUGCCUCAUCUAGUCAGAGCUAUUUCGUGGGCGACACCUGGAAGAUCAAGGUGCUGCAAAACACCACAGUAAUAGCCAACGUGAAGCAUUCAACGUUUGUGACCGACGCGCUGCUGGACCUGGCCAAAGAUGAGGAGCACAACAUAGCCAUCUCCCUGGACUGUGAAGGCAUCAACCUGGGCAUCAAGGGAGAGAUCACUCUGAUCGAAAUCGGCACGGCGCGUGGCGAGGCCUUCCUCUUCGACGUGCAGUCCUGCCCAGCCAUGGUGAGCGACGGUGGCCUGAAGACGUUGCUGGAGCAUGACCAGGUGAUCAAGGUGAUCCACGACUGUCGCAACGAUGCCGUCAACCUCUACCUGCAGUUUGGCAUUCUGUUGCGCAACGUCUUCGACACGCAGGCGGCGCACGCCAUUCUGCAGUACCAGGAGAAUGGCAAGCAGGUGUACAAGGCCAAAUAUAUAUCGUUGAACUCGCUGUGCGAGCAAUACAAUGCGCCCUGCAAUCCCAUCAAGGACCAGCUCAAGCAGAUCUACCGGCGCGACCAGAAGUUCUGGGCCAAGCGACCACUGACCCGCGAAAUGAUGCUCUAUGCGGCCGGAGAUGUCCUCGUGCUGAUACAAGAGCAGCUCUUCGGCACUCUAGCCCAGCAAAUCAAGCCGGAGAACAGGCAGCUGUUCUCUGAGCUGUGCACCGAGCAGAUUCUCAUGCAGAUCAAGCCGAACGAAGUCAAGAUACGCAAGAAGCAGCGCAAGGUCAGCACCGAAGUCUCAGAUCUCAAGCAGAAGCUGGCCCAGACCAGCAAAAGUAUAGUAUUAUCCAACCGAGAGAUACGACUGUUACGCUACAUGGACUUGACGGAGGAAGAAAAGGAGCGACUCAAGGGCUACUACAAGGUGGCCAAGAAGUUGGAGAAAAUGGAAUCUGCGGGCAAUCCAAACAAAGAUCAAAGUGAUUCGGAGGACGAGGCGGAGGCAAAUGAGAAUGACUUCUUCCCAAGUCUGGACUCGGUUCCAUCGGAUAAUUCGCUGUCGGGCACCUUCUCGCCGCGCUUCAGCUCGGAGCCGCCUAGUUUGACUGAAUCGAUGCAGAUGCUAGAGGAAAUAUUGCAAAACAAGUCUAUGGAUCGAAUAGCACGUAUUGAUAAACUCGAGGCCAUAUUGACGACUGCAACCACAUUGCCAUGCGAUCAAAUUAUCACUUCCAAUACGAUGCAAGAACAGUUGGGCUCCAGUAUUGCCACAACUGAGAAUCUGCAAAUCAUUCGAGAGAAGUCGAGAAACCUGAAGAACUGCAAUUGCCAUGGAGAACGAAGCAUCACGCCUAUUUUAAGAUCAGGAAACGAUAAACGAGUCGUUAAGCUGGUGGAUGCCGAGUCGCAGACACUGAGUACCGGCGACGUUGUCAUUACCAAAAUCUUCUUUCAAGACGAACACGAGCGUGCCAAGGAGGCGAUGUUGGCCAACAGUAAUGCGAACACCAAUUCCCCGAGACGUUUGACCUCAACUUGAAUUUGAGCUUUUCGACAAAUUAUGAUUCCUAAUUAUAAAACACAGACAUAUGUAUUAUUUUGAUGAUGAUGAUGAUGAAGAUGAUGAGACUCCCCAGUUGGAUGUAAA
Drosophila arizonae is the source of this 3817-nucleotide messenger RNA. RefSeq names its product Egl_like_exo domain-containing protein (gene egl). The record is from RefSeq and is a predicted model, not a curated record. Gene Ontology annotation, biological process: nucleobase-containing compound metabolic process. NCBI's taxonomy places the organism in Eukaryota, Metazoa, Arthropoda, Insecta, Diptera, Drosophilidae. Gene Ontology annotation, molecular function: 3'-5' exonuclease activity; nucleic acid binding.